This is a messenger RNA of Entrophospora sp. SA101, 588 nucleotides long. Lineage: Eukaryota; Fungi; Glomeromycota; Glomeromycetes; Entrophosporales; Entrophosporaceae. The record is from the annotation of a GenBank genome assembly.
AUGAAUCAUAAAUUAAUAAGAGAGUGGGUCAAGUAUUUGCCAGAAGUUAUCGAUUACCUAAAUAAUUAUCCAACACGUCUUAUUAGAGCUCCUGGAUCCUCGAAGUGGGGGUUAGCACCAAUAAAAGCCAUCAAAUUAGAAAAGGUUGAAUCUCGGCCAUCCACAAAAUAUAAACGUCCUGUUGGGAAAAAUGAGGAGAAUAAGUUAAAGAAGGGUGAUACAGUUCGUUACCUGCUUGCUAAUGCGGAGUGGGAAGGAGGUAUGGAGAAUCAGAAAAGAGCCACGGAUCCGGUAUGGAGUCCAACUUUAUUUAAAAUUCGAAAAAUUGUUGUAACGAAGAAUGAACCAAUUUUAUAUUAUUUAGAAGGUGAUGAUGAAUAUGCUCCAAAGCGUGGAUUUGUGAAAGAGGAACUCAUGCACAUAGAUCUAGAAAAACUUCAGUAUCCGCCCCAGAGUAUAUUGGAAGAAAACACUCGUUCCAGAUCUAUUAAUUUCGUUCGUAUUAUUAAUAAAACUACAUCAACAGUAUAUCAAUGGUAUAUCAACAGUACAUCAACAGCACUUCAUCCUAAUAAUGUCAGCAAAUGA